AGCCGUAGUUUAUCAGUGAUGACUUAUUGAAAAUAAAUAAAACGCUAUUUUAGUUUUUGGAAUUAUACUCAGAAAAUAAAUGGCAAACCUAUUUAGAAUAUUAUUUGUAGCAUAUAUUGUUCUGGACGAAUGUACGAGUGUUUUUACAGAUAAUAAAAACUUAUUAGCAGUUGUUCAGAUCUUUAGACAUGGUCAAAGAACACCAACAUCAUUUUAUCCAAAUGACAGAUACGCUAAUCCUCGUUAUUGGAAGGGUGUAGAAAACGGCGAAUUAACAAAUGAGGGUAAAAAACAACAGUACGACUUGGGAAAAUUCACUCGAAAGAGAUAUCAAGGAUGGUUAUCUACAAGAUACGACAAAAAAGAUUUUUAUGCUCAAACGACAGAUUUCGAAAGAACCCAAAUGUCAGCUCUUGCCAAUAUAUAUGGUCUAUAUCCUGCAAAAAAUGAUCAAGUGUGGUAUCCUGCAACGGACUGGCAACCCAUUCCUGUACAUGUAGCGGAUCCAAACGUCCUUGCACCAUUUCCACCGGCAUCUUGUGUUGGUUACUACCGUGAGAAGGCCAACUAUCUGUCAAGUAAAGAAUCGUUAGCCAUUGAUGCAAAGUAUUUUUAUGUAUAUGAAUAUCUGACGAAGAAAAUUGGUGCUAACAUAACUUCUUACGCCCAGAUCCAUCCUAUAUUUGACUCUCUGGAGGUAGAGCAGCAGGUUGGUCUGAAACUACCGGAAUGGGCUACGAUGGUAUUUCCACAACCCCUAAAAUAUUUGACUGCUCAUUUUUUUAAUGCUGCAUCGCAUACUAGAAAACUGCAGAGACUUAUUGUAGGUUCCCUAAUAUACGAAAUCAUUAACUACUUUGAUACUAUGUCAGUAGAUCCCAAAUCAUCUCCAAAGUUCCAAAUGUAUAGUGCCCACGAUUAUACCUUAGCAGCAGUAUUAAAUACCCUCGAAGCAUACCAGUUACCUCCUUAUAUAGAAUUUGCUAGUUGUAUCUAUAUAGAACUAAGAAAAGACGAAAGAGGGCAUUAUGUCAACAUAUGGUUUAAAAACGAGCCCGACAAUUUGGAAACAAUUAUCAUCAAGGGAUGCACUUUUAACUGCCCCUUAGAAACUCUUAAGGUAUUGUUAAAUGAUGUUCUUGUGGAUGUAAGUACAAAAGAAACCGAGUGUAAUACUGUUAUACCAUUUGUAAGCGAUGUAGCAGAAACCGUUUUUGAGAAAAUGAUUGAGCAUUUGCCCCGCCAAAAUAGAGAAGCUGCAAAAAUUUUACCAUAAGUAUGUGAAUGUAAUGUUGUUUUUAUAUUGUGAUUAAAUAAAUUUUAUUGAUUUUAUUUU
Molecule: messenger RNA, 1336 nt
Organism: Diabrotica balteata
Lineage: Eukaryota; Metazoa; Arthropoda; Insecta; Coleoptera; Chrysomelidae
Source: the annotation of a GenBank genome assembly